Messenger RNA from Anopheles moucheti, 2496 nucleotides. RefSeq lists its product as uncharacterized. The record is from RefSeq and is a predicted model, not a curated record. Gene Ontology annotation, biological process: proteolysis. The transcript has 12 exons. The coding region runs from base 1 to 2496 and encodes 831 amino acids. NCBI's taxonomy places the organism in Eukaryota, Metazoa, Arthropoda, Insecta, Diptera, Culicidae. Gene Ontology annotation, molecular function: serine-type endopeptidase activity.
AUGUGUAAAUUGAUCGUAGAUGUGCUGAUUAUGUUCAAGGCUCGUCGUGCAUUGUGUAUUGUGUUAAAUAUCAUACAUAAUGUUCUGGGACUUCCCGAUACCUGCGUUUACCAAAACCAGGUACGUUCCUGCCGACUAUCGUUCACCUGUUGGUUGGAAGGAGGCCGACAUGUAUCCGGAUGUGGGGAAAAUCGAUGGCUCAUGUCCUGCUGUGUGUACGAGAAUGAACAAUCGAACACCAUCAUUGCGCCGAAGGUGGCGUACGCCGGCCCAAUGGUACCAGUUCCAAUAAUCCAACCCAUCGUCCCGGUUAGGUCCCCUGGGCCAAAUAUGAUAGCUUCAUCGCAAAGCUACGGCAUGAAAAAAAGCUUCUUUCAUCGCCGCUCGGAUCAGCUGAUGCAGAACGAAUGUGGCAUACCACAAACAUCUCAAAACACGUUACAAAAGCGCAUCAUUGGAGGACGUACGGCAAACUUUGCGGAGUAUCCCUGGCAAGCGCACAUUCGAAUAGCGGAAUAUCAGUGCGGUGGAGUUCUCGUAUCUCGUCGGUUCGUAGCCACGGCUGCGCACUGCAUACAACAGGCCCGUUUGAAAGACAUCCUGAUAUAUCUCGGUGAACUGGACACACAAAACUCGGGCAAAAUUGUUGAACCCCUGCCGGCAGAAAAGCAUCGCGUGGAGCUGAAGAUUGUCCAUCCGAAGUUUAUCUUCCGUAUGACGCAACCCGAUCGGUACGAUCUGGCGCUUCUCAAGCUUACCCGCCCGGCCGGCUACAAGUCACACAUACUGCCCAUCUGCUUACCGAUGCGCCCGCUGGAGUUAGUUGGCCGGAAGGGCAUCAUUGCUGGAUGGGGAAAAACCAAUGCCAACAUGGGUCAAACAGGAACAAACAUCUUACGAACGGCGGCCGUUCCUAUCAUUAGUACAAAAGAAUGCUUGCGAUGGCACAGCAGCAAAAAGAUCAACGUGGAGCUGUUCAAUGAGAUGUUCUGUGCCGGCCAUUCCGAUGGUCAUCAGGACGCUUGUUUGGGAGAUUCGGGUGGACCGUUGAUCAUCAACGAUCGUGGACGGUACACGCUGAUCGGUAUUACCAGUGCCGGAUUCGGCUGUGGUGUUGACCACCAGCCAGGCAUCUACCACAAUGUGCAGAAGACUAUCAAAUGGAUACAGAGCGUAAUAUACACAUUUCCGCUGCGGCGAGUGCAUCUCGGUUGGAUCCUGUUGCUGGCCAGCGUCGUGUUUGCUGCCACCGUCACCGCAUCGGAACUCGCACGCAAUGGGCGACCGGAACGGGGCUUCACCAGUGCUAACGUACGCUUCAACGAGGUGCUGGACCGAGAAAAUUUGCGUUCGCUCAUCAGCCGGCAGCUACCGAAGCAGGGCCGAUUCUUCGAAGAGUUCGACGGAAUGGGUACGGUUUGUGGUCAAGGUGGACCAUCACCUCAGCAGGAACAGGAUAUCUUAAUAUUGGAUGCGCUUGGGAAGCGGCAGACAUUCAACAAUGAAGAUUAUGGUCAAAACUCCAUCAUUGAGCUGCUGGGUAGAAUGAUUCCACAAACAUGUCGUCACAAGGGACGUAAAUUCGAGUGCGGACUAUCACUCUCCUGUGUGCUCGGUGGUGGCAAACCGCUCGAUCUCUGUUCGGGCGGUAUGAUCUGGUCCUGCUGCAUCGAUCGCGACUUUGCACCGGAAAGUGAUCCCGAACAGGGUGCCGUCCACAAUGCCAGCUGCGGUGAGCUGUACACUCGCACCAACCGUAUCGUUGGUGGUCACUCGAGCGGUUUCGGUACACAUCCUUGGCAGGCGGCACUCAUCAAAUCAGGCUUUCUCACGAAGAAGCUUAGUUGCGGUGGCGCAUUAGUAUCCAAUCGAUGGGUCGUCACUGCAGCCCAUUGCGUCGCAACAACUCCGAACAGCAACCUCAAGGUGCGACUUGGUGAGUGGGAUGUUCGGGAUCAGGAAGAGCGUUUAACGCAUGAGGAGUACUCGAUCGAACGGAAGGAAGUGCAUCCAAACUACUCGCCGAGUGAUUUCCGGAAUGAUAUAGCUUUGGUAAAACUUGAUCGUAAGGUCGUGUUCCGACAACACAUACUUCCAGUCUGCUUACCACCCAAAACCGUGAAGCUGGUAGGGAAAAUGGCUACCGUUGCAGGUUGGGGACGAACACGGCACGGCCAGAGCACAGUUCCAUCGGUGCUACAGGAAGUCGAUGUGGAAGUGAUACCGAACGAACGAUGUCAACGAUGGUUCCGAGCGGCGGGGCGUCGUGAAACCAUCCACGAUGUGUUCCUGUGUGCCGGCUACAAGGAAGGAGGUCGAGACAGUUGCCAGGGAGACUCUGGAGGACCACUCACACUUUCGAUCGAGGGACGAAAAACGCUAAUUGGACUUGUGUCGUGGGGUAUUGGGUGCGGCAGAGAGCAUCUCCCCGGUGUGUACACCAACAUCCAGAAGUUUGUGCCCUGGAUCGAGAAGGUGAUGGGCAAGGAGUAUUAG